AUGUAGGCUUUACCGGAGAGCUUUCAUAAUGACAGCGCGUUGAUAAAAAGAACUUCAGAGGAACCUAAAACAAAAUACAUUGGAAGUUUGCGCAAAGAAGUGAUGUAAAGGUAUAAUCAACGCAGUGCAGUGAAGUGUGAAAAAAAGGGUGAGGUUUGGAGCUUUUAUUCUGCAUUUACCCACGCUUGUGGCUAGUGUGGUAGUUGCUAAAUGUGCGUGGUAAAAGUGACUAAAUGGAAUUGCGGUACAAAAAAAAACAAAAACAAAAAGUAGGAAGUGUAAAUUAAUAAUUGCAUUAAAAUGAAGUAACGGGAAGUGCAUGUAACAGAGUUUUUUAAUUAAUAAAAAACAAUUCUUAAUUAUAUUUAUUUGCAUUAUUAUCCAGUAGCAGCUGCAAGGAUUUCCGUUGAGUGAUGUAGAAAUCAGUUUUGACUAUGUGCAAGUGUAGUGAAGAAAAUUAUGGAUGAAAUCAACUGUAAAAAGUCUAUAUGCAUAUGUAAUACAAGUAUAGUCAAGCAAACAUAUGAAGAAUUGAGAAAAUAAUAAGCGAAAUAUGUGUUUGAAUUAUGUGAAAUGUAUCGACUUAUGCACCUAUAAUAUGUAUGUAUGUAUAAAUAUCCGAGUGCUUAGUUUCUUGCAAAAUUUUGAAUUGAAAGUGCGAGCCGUUAUUAUGCGCGCCACAUCGAGCAAAGAGAAAUAAACGAAAAUAAUUAUGAGCAUUGGCGCAUUCACAAAAACCAAAUCAACUAUAGCCUGCAGAACUGAAGUAAUAAUUAUGAACGUAACGUUGUGAAGUCGUCUUCUGUUUUUAUACAAAAUAAAAAAUGUUUGCAAACAAGGUGCUGACUUUUCUCGAGCUAUAAAGGAAAUGGAUAAAAACUAAACGAAUUACUAAACAAAUUUUUUAAGAACUGUGUUUAGGAAGUGUUGUACCCACACGCACUAAUGCAGACGAUAUGGGCACAACAUGGCCUCAGCACAUAUAUUACAAUACUACAACAACACAAGAACAAAAACUGCGGCAGCAUCAACAACAACACAAACAUUUUCAACAACACCAGCAGUUGCUCAACAUUGUUUCGUUCGACACACUUCCGGCACAUCGGAGGCAUGCCUCUUCGCUAACGAGCGGAAACAAUUUACCGACAAGCCGUCAGCAACAACAACAACUACAGCAAAAGCUACAGAAACAACAACCACAUCGACAUCAACAAAAGCCUCAACAGAAAUAUCGACAUUAUUGUCCGCAGUUGCAGCUGCCGAGUACGCUUGGGUUCAAAGUAAAUCGACCACAAAACGGCAAUUCACAGAAACAACGAAAGGUGUGCAACAGUCGCGGUGCGAUCAGAAAUUGCAGGAACUCCAACUACAAGCACCACCACAAUUUCAAACAUUGCAAACGUGUGAAAGGGAAUACCGCUUUUUGUCCUCGCCAUCAGUAUGGAAACAAGCUUCUGCCACGAAGCGACCGAGCUCAAGUCAACCAAAGCCGACGCUUCCGCGAAUUCAGAAGACUUACAAAGAAGAAGAUGAUGUCCAAACAUUUCCCUUUGUGGAAAGUAGAAGAAGGGGCAGAAGUAAAAGUGAAUGCCCUAGGUAUUGCAGUGUGUUGGACGGGGAGCGGUAUAUGCGAAAACAACAACAACAAAGAAGUCAUUCGGAAAAUAGAGAAAGAGUGUGGUGUUUUAGUGAGAAAAAAAUUAAAUGUAUUGCAAAAAUGUCAAGCGCAGCAGCAUCUAGUGCCGAGUUGCAAGAACAGCAACAAAUGCAACAACAACAAGCAUUUAAUGCCACUGAUGGGACUGUGGUUAGUGCUUCUGCAGGUCCAAACAAGAUAUUUACAGGGAAUGGUGAACAACAUGGGCUACAAGCAAGAAAUUCCACGCACAUUACACAAACACAGAAACACAACAACAAAAACAACAAGGACAACACAACCAAAAGCUGCCAACCAGAGGAAACAAAACAAAAGGGAAAACAUGACGUGGCCGCUUGCUGUCAAGCAGCUAGUGGGCGUGGCUGUUGUUUCAAUCCGUCUGACGUUGCGUCAUGUUCACGUCAAUCUUCCAAAAAUGCUAACGAACAGCAACAACAACAACUACAACACUUUAAUAAAUCAAACGACUUUAAACUACAAUUUCCGCAACCAUUUACCGGCAGCCGUUGCACAUUCGCUCUCAAUAUAUCGUCUCCGCUGCCACAACAGCAAGCGCAGGCACCAACAGCAACAACAACAGCACUAUUGCUAUUACAGCCCGCAUCAACUGCAAAUGCAACAGCAACAAUCAAACAACGAAAUAUAUUUCAAUACAAGAACUGCAAUGGCAAUUGCAACUGCAACAGGUGCUUUGGCUGUGGACGUUGUAAUGGAAGUGCGGCUACUGUUACUAGCUUUGACAAUGGUUGUGUUGCACCCACGAAUAUUCCAACACGUUCAAAUCGUUUGGCUGCACUGUAUUGCUCUGUACGUUCGACACUUCUGGCUACCGCGACCGAUCUGCAAAUAUUCGCACGCGCUCUGUUCUCCCUCAUCAUCAUCUUUAAUAUGCUGCCAUUAUUUUAUGCAGGUGAGUGA
Molecule: messenger RNA, 2575 nt
Organism: Anastrepha obliqua
Lineage: Eukaryota; Metazoa; Arthropoda; Insecta; Diptera; Tephritidae
Exons: 4
Coding region: 968-2575 (535 amino acids)
Source: RefSeq, a predicted model, not a curated record